Molecule: messenger RNA, 720 nt
Organism: Cucurbita pepo subsp. pepo (vegetable marrow)
Lineage: Eukaryota; Viridiplantae; Streptophyta; Magnoliopsida; Cucurbitales; Cucurbitaceae
Source: RefSeq, a predicted model, not a curated record
CUAGCAACGAAUAUACACAAGCUUGGAUGCCUGUUUUUCUCCAGAAGGUUUUUGGUUUAUUUACUCCUUUUUGUUUCCUGUAUUCAUCACUAUAAGGGUUUUUUUUUUCCUGUUACAGAGGUUUCAACUUUUCUUCACGCAUGCGAGGGAGAUGCAGUGACAAAGCUCACAAAUGAGAAGAUUCCUUUUUUUAAUGCUCCAAUCUAUCUUCAGAACAAGACCCAGAUAGGCAAAGUUGAUGAAAUUUUCGGCCCUAUCAAUGAAUCCUACUUCUCGAUCAAGAUGAUGGAAGGAAUUGUGGCCACCUCAUAUGCUUCUGGGGAUAAAUUUUAUAUCGAUCCAGCUAAACUUUUACCUCUCGCGAGAUUCCUCCCACAACCAAAGGGACAGUUUGCCGCUAGAGGUGGUGGCCGUGGUGGGGGCAGAGGUGGUGGCAGAGGAGGCCGUGGGGGUGGUGGCUUUCGUGGAAGGGGUGGCCCAAGAGGUGGCAGAGGCGGCCCUCCAAGAGGUGGUGGCCGUGGUGGGGGCUUUAGGGGUAGAGGAAGAUUCUAGAUUAGCAUUAUGUACUAUCAUAGUUUUUAUCAAUUUUCCAUUUGUAAUGUCGUUUUGAUAAGCCUUAGCUAGUCUUUUCUUUUACUGUAUUUUGUUUGGAAUUGAACAUCUCGAAAUUGAAUCCACUGUUUAAUUUAACUCUGCUGCUAUUUAAUUUCUUGAUAAAAA